AUGGCCGCCUGGAGCGAGGUAUGUCGCCAAUGCGUCGACACCGUCGUCGGAGUCCCAAUUGAGAUCCUCCUUGUGGCCAUCCUAGCCACUCUACUUGGUCUAUUAGUUCUAGUGAGUAGCGAACCUCGUCUAAGCCGAAACCCGAUCGUGGCACAACCUCGAAACCCCCAGCCAGACACUAAUCAUCCACAGUUCUUCAUCUUCAUCUUCACCGUCGCGCCUGUUCCACGCGCCCCCCUCCCAGAAGAAAAGAAAUACCGAACCCUCUCCAAAGAUGGAACCGUCACAACCCCCGAGUCCCUCCCCAGCUGGCUCGACUCCUCACCCACCCACACCAUAACCCCAGCCUCCCUCUUCAUGUCCGUCGUCAUCCCCGCCUACAACGAAGAGGACCGAUUAACCGGCAUGCUGGAAGAAGCCGUCAACUACCUCGAGCGCAUGUACGGCACCGCUCUCAGCAACGAGCGCGUCCUGCGCAACCGCAAGCUAGAGACUGAAUCAUCCCCAGAUCGCGGCUGGGAAAUCCUCCUUGUCUCAGAUGGCUCCACGGACAGCACUGAGGACGUGGCGUUCCGGUUUGCGCGCGAUCACCAGCUUUCUAUGCAUCCGAAGGGGCAUGCGGGACCGUGGACUCCGCAGGUUGCGGAGGGCGUGCAUAUCCCGCCUGGUACGAUUCGUGUUGUUAAUUUGACGCACAAUCGUGGGAAGGGAGGGGGCUGUCACGCAUGUAAGUUUGAUGAUCUGGGGAAGUUGGUUGGGGCUUGUCGGGAAGUGGAGGAUGGGAAGGGUCGCGCGGUGGCGGUGGGUUCGCGUGCGCAUAUGGUUGGCAGUGAGGCGGUGGUUAAGCGUUCGAAAUUGCGCAAUUUCUUGAUGCAUUCGUUCCAUUUGAUCUUGUGGUUGAUGACGCCGCCUAAGACUGCUACUGUGAAAGAUACGCAGUGCGGAUUCAAGUUAUUCUCGCGCAGUGCGUUGCCGUAUAUUGUGCCGUAUAUGCAUUCCGAAGGCUGGAUCUUCGAUGUCGAGAUGCUUAUGCUGGCUGAGUUUGCGAAGAUCCCUGUGGCCGAGGUGCCUGUGGGGUGGCGAGAGGUGAAGGGCAGCAAGUUGAAUGUCUUGCGUGACAGCAUUGGCAUGGCUUGGGGCUUGGCUGUCCUGCGAGCAGCUUGGUCACUGGGUGUGUAUAGACAGCGAUGA
Messenger RNA from Penicillium brevicompactum, 1191 nucleotides. Its product is annotated as dolichyl-phosphate beta-glucosyltransferase. The coding region runs from base 1 to 1191 and encodes 396 amino acids. The record is from RefSeq and is a predicted model, not a curated record. The transcript has 3 exons. Gene Ontology annotation, cellular component: endoplasmic reticulum membrane. Lineage: Eukaryota; Fungi; Ascomycota; Eurotiomycetes; Eurotiales; Aspergillaceae.